GUCAACCUCUUUCGUAUUCUCGACAAGCCCGAGAUGCUUGCAACCGCCGUCUACGCCUGCUGCAGACUCAGCCCCGACAACCUAGUCAACGGAUUCGAGCGAGCUGAUGGAACCUCAGAGACCCUUAGCCCUGCUGAUCUCGUGCUAUGUCUGAAAGCACAG
This is a messenger RNA of Dichomitus squalens LYAD-421 SS1, 162 nucleotides long. RefSeq lists its product as uncharacterized. NCBI's taxonomy places the organism in Eukaryota, Fungi, Basidiomycota, Agaricomycetes, Polyporales, Polyporaceae. The record is from RefSeq and is a predicted model, not a curated record. The annotation marks the transcript as partial. The transcript has a single exon.